GUUGUUUCCGCGGGGGUUUGGGGGGGGGGAGUUCAAGUCGGAAGAAGAGACUGCGUCCGCUACCGUCGCUCCUAUGUGUUGAACUCGCCGUUUUAACGCCGCGUAGCUUUUUAACCGCUUCGCCAUGAGCCGUCCGUCCUCAGCGGGUGGUGCGGCGGGAGGACUCGGAGCCGGCAAAGCGGGAGGAAACAAGCACGGAGUCUCGGGAGGUGGAGGAGGUGGUGGUGCCGGAGGAGGAGCAGCGGCAGCCGCAGCAGCAGCGGUGGCAGCGGCGGCGGCGGCGGCAGCAGCUGGGGUGUCGGGCUCAGUGGCCGGCUCGGUCCCUGCGGUGGCUGCCGUGGCCUUGCCACACUCCGCCCUCGGUAGCCAGUCUGCGGAGCUCACGGCGUUGUUUGAGUGUCCCGUGUGCUUCGACUACGUGCUGCCCCCGAUCCUGCAGUGUCAGGCCGGACACUUGGUAUGUAAUCAGUGCCGACAGAAGCUGAGCUGCUGUCCGACAUGCCGCGGGCCGCUGACCCCGAGCAUCAGGAACCUGGCCAUGGAGAAAGUCGCGUCCACGCUGCCGUUUCCUUGUAAGUAUGCUUCGGCGGGUUGCCUGCUGUCGCUGCACCACAGCGAGAAACCAGAGCACGAGGAGGUUUGCGAGUUCCGCCCGUACACCUGCCCCUGCCCGGGCGCUUCUUGCAAAUGGCAGGGCUCCCUGGAAGCAGUCAUGCCCCACCUCAUGCACGCCCACAAAUCCAUCACCACACUGCAAGGCGAAGACAUCGUCUUCCUGGCAACAGACAUCAACCUGCCUGGCGCGGUGGACUGGGUCAUGAUGCAGUCCUGCUUCGGCCACCAUUUCAUGCUGGUGCUGGAGAAACAGGAGAAGUACGAAGGCCACCAACAGUUCUUUGCAAUCGUGCUCCUCAUCGGUACUCGCAAACAGGCUGAGAACUUCGCCUACCGCCUCGAGCUGAACGGCAACCGCAGACGGCUUACGUGGGAAGCCACACCGCGGUCUAUUCACGACGGCGUAGCCGCAGCGAUCAUGAACAGCGACUGCCUCGUCUUUGACACCUCCAUCGCCCACUUGUUUGCCGACAACGGCAAUUUGGGCAUCAAUGUGACCAUUUCCAUGUGCUGAGGUGGUCCAAACUCCAGAGCGGCUUUCCCAGCGAUUGACUGUUGUGCCACGACAGGGUGGAGGGUCGGUUAGGAAGAAUGGCAGGUUGGGAGAUGUAUACAUUUUGUGUAUGUGUCUUUUCAAGAAUUGUUCCUCGCAAGAUGGCGCACAAAUGGCUUCAGUCGGGGUUAAGAUCCGGAGCCUGGCCCUGUCUACAACCGCAGCCAAGACGCCCCAUGCUGUGGUCCUGACGCUGAAGCCAGGCCUGACGACGGGCCUCCAAGAGUUUUCUCCACGAAAAUCAUAGCACGGCUGCUUCACACCACAUACGUGUGACAAAAAUUUUGCACUGACUUUUCAGAUCGAACCAUGACUGUGUAGAUGCUAAGAGUUUGCAGCUCCCAGUAACUAAAUGGUGUACAUGGUGGAAAUAAAGUUAUCUUCACUGCACUUGUGAGCCACCAGCUCUGUCAGGCCAAUGCAUGACUUGCAUAUUCAUGGUUAGGUUGUGUUUAUACAUGUUUAUCUUUACUCACAUCACCACUGGAUAAUCACGGAACCUUCACCUGGUGUGAACGAUGGCCAAGCAGAUGUUUCCCUCCAAACCCCAGAGCCGAGCUUUCCAUCGUUAAUCAAGUGAAAUAAAUACAGCCAGUUUGUCUCGAGCUUUUUCCAGCCAUACGCUAUUCCUCAUAUCACUGAAAUAAAUCUUCUCACAUACUGUAUGAUCUUGAUACUUGAAUGUUUUGGAACUGUGGUACUCCGGACUCGGUAUCAUACGGUCCUAGUCCGGUUCCUGGUGACUGCACGUAAACAUUAUCAGUCUGCAUGCUAUCGGCUAAAUGCUAACUGUUCUCGGAUGCACAGGCACUGCAUUGGAGUGGUUCAGGGUUUCAGGAUUGCCUGUGUUUUUGUUCCCUACCUAAUUUUUUAUUUUUAUUUUCCAAAAGGAUGAUCGGUUACAGUUUGUAAAUAUUGACAGAAAAAUAGUUUAUUUGCUGUGUGCUAUUGUUAUGUCUCUUUAAAUGGGUUGUUUAGUCUAGCUUGAUUUGUGAUCCCGCUUUUUAAACUGCAACUCCGAGAUUAUUUUUGUUUUUUAUUUUUGUUUUUGUGUUUGUUUUUUUCUUCUUCUUCUUCUUCUUCUAGGUGAAUCAACCUUGCAGCGCCUUACUUGUAUACAACCACAACCUUUCAGAGCCCAUCAGGGCUCCUGCUGAAAUUCAGGUCUGUAAUCCAGGACUCUGAUUUAAGAGCCUUAUUCAUAAAUAAUGGCAUUAAUGGGGAAAAAAAAAGAUUGUGCAACAUGCAUUAGAAAACCUCCAGAAGUCCACAGCAGUAGCCUAGACAAAAAAAAAAACAAAUCCCAAACCUCUACACAAAUACCUCUGAUGUCAAACACGUCUGUAAGUGGACUCGAUCCCUGGACCCUGGUGGUCUUGGGUUAAACGAUUCACUCAUCCUUCUCUUUCUGUUACUCUUAUUUAAAUAUGUAAAUGUCGGUUUUUAUUGUUUCCUCCGGGGAUGCUAACCAGUUGUUUGUGUUAACGGACUUUGUGUUAAUGUCGGUGUAAGACUUGAAGGAAACGUUAAGGUUUAUCCCCCCCCCAAAAUACGCUUUGAAUCACCCAGUUGCCAUGGUAACCUGAUAUCGCAAUCAGAACCACGGAUAAUAGAGCACAGAAGUGGCAUUCCAGGCAUUCAUGAAACCCACAGUGAUGCUAAAUUACACACAAUCCUGAGGAUUCUCCUGCAGAUCGAGACCCGUUUUGGCAAAAAUGACACAAAUAUCACAAAGCUAUUUCGACAAUAGUCCAUGCUUAUUAUUUAAUGUCUAAAUAAAUAACUUCAGACUGGGAAAAAAGGAAAAUUAUAUUCGAAUCAAUAAAUUAUUAAAUAAUAUUUUAAAGUUAAGAAUUGAUGAUUCUUUGAAAGAAAUGUAUGAUUUUUGUGAUCAGAUCUGUAAUAAACAUUAACAGCUACACUGUUUUUUAUCUUAA
Messenger RNA from Hemibagrus wyckioides, 3105 nucleotides. It is a transcript of the gene siah2l, whose product is annotated as seven in absentia homolog 2 (Drosophila)-like. Gene Ontology annotation, molecular function: ubiquitin protein ligase activity; zinc ion binding; ubiquitin conjugating enzyme binding. Gene Ontology annotation, biological process: multicellular organism development; proteasome-mediated ubiquitin-dependent protein catabolic process. Bases 125 to 1129 code for a protein of 334 amino acids. Lineage: Eukaryota; Metazoa; Chordata; Actinopteri; Siluriformes; Bagridae. The transcript is spliced from 2 exons. Gene Ontology annotation, cellular component: cytoplasm. The record is from RefSeq and is a predicted model, not a curated record.